Messenger RNA from Heterobilharzia americana, 1729 nucleotides. The record is from the annotation of a GenBank genome assembly. Lineage: Eukaryota; Metazoa; Platyhelminthes; Trematoda; Strigeidida; Schistosomatidae.
CGUUUUUCAAUGCUGUCUGUGUUGAAGGUCGUGGUCACCUAUUGAUUUUCUGGAGAUGGCUUUCUGGACACAAAUGUUUUGUUACUUGUUCAGUGUCAUAUGUUCAUAUGUUCGAAUUUUAUUCAAAUAUAUUGCUCGAAAAAUUACAGGAAAGUGCGAAAUUAGUCGCAUAAUAGCUAACUAUACUAAAGGAGCUCCCAGAACUCUUGAAAUAGAGAACUCCUUAAGAAAGUCAAAAAGCAAUUCUAUUCGAAAGGGGCUGUUUCUGGACAAGUCUACAGAUGUUGGACCUUACGUAAAGCUUGUCAUUAAGUUGAAGUGUAUAAGCCUCAAAGGUCAACCUAAUUUUCCCACUGACUAUAUAUACUGCAUCAAUCAGAUCAAUUCCUACCGUGAACUAACAAGCAAAUUGGAGACGUUACGAUCUACUGCUUUUAAUUGGGAUGAUCAUUAUCACACCGAAUUGCUUUCGAGGAUGUGGGAUUCGUUGUGUCCUCAAGGCGAAGAUUCAACUCAUAAUGAAAAGCAGUGGACACUGCUGGGAUUCCAGACGAACAAUCCUGGGACUGAUUUUCGCGGUAUGGGUGUACUAUCACUGGAAAAUCUUGUAUACUUUGCAGAAAUGCAUAGAAAAUUGGCUCGAAGUAUACUGUCAGCAUCUAGUCAUCCUAAAAAGUGGUAUCCAUUUGCUGUUGCCGGUAUCAAUCUUACAAAAUUAUUAUACAGUUUUAUGCUGAGAGGUAUUCUGAAGACACAAUUUUAUAAUACAACUUCAUCGGUCAGUAUACAGGAUUUCAAUGAAUUCUACUGUUAUACAUUUUAUUCUUUUCAUGAAUUCUGGAUGAAACAAUCUCGUGAUGUAAUGCUAUUCAAUGAAUAUCGUAAUGAGUUUGAAAAUAAGUUGAAAGAUCGUCUAUUGGAUAUGAACUGUCGUUUAUCUUUGCCAGAGGGUAAGGAAUAACUAUUUGUGUGUGUGCGUGUUUAUGUUGGGUGUUUACCUGUGUAUGCAGAGAUCAUGACAGCCUAUCAGAAUGUAAAUUGUUUAUUCGCCUAAUGAUGAUGGAUGUUAUUGCAUUCAGAACUGACGCGCUUAUCUGAUUGGUUAGUUAUUCGGCUAUCUGAUUGGUUGAUUCGAAUGUCUCGACUAACAACAUUGUAAUCGCUUGGCUUCAAUGUCUUAGCUUAUCUCCCAUUAAUAUUCAUCUGCUUUAAUACUUUACUUGUUUGUGUUGUAUGUUCAAGUGUAAAUGCAGCAGUUGGCAGAAUAUAAAAAGAAAUGCAACAAUUUCUUUGUGAUUUGUUGAAUCAUUUUUUUAAUUGCGACGGAGAGUAAUUCAACGUCUUUCACUAGACAGUUAUAUAUGUGUGUGUAUAUACAUAUCUGUUUGGCUUGCAUUGUCUUUCGUGCUUCUCAGUGACUUUCAAUGCUUAUCGUUUUAUAAAUCUCUUCUUUGUUAACCUUGUAUCAAUACAAAUAAACUAUUUAUUUCAUUAUUUGUACACUACUUUUUUGAGUAGUAUCGUUGUUAGUAGUGUGUACAUAUACGGUUUCAGUUUUGGAAAUUUUUGCCUAUCAAUGAAGUUUGAUCUCAAGCCUGUCUACUGCAAUGUUAGCGAUCGAACGAUUUCUGAAUAGAUCACACAAUAAAUGUGGCUUAUGACUUUCCAAAGGAAUGUGAUUGAUAGUUAUUGACAGAAUGCUGGUCUAUUAUUAUUAUUAUUAUUAUUA